AUGGAUCCUCCAGUUGGACGGGAGGCAGUCAGGGGGGGAGACACAACCAAAAAGAAAAUACCCAAAGUCGCUUUUUACGUUUUGGGAGCGGCUUUCACUCUAUCAGCAGGUCUCACAGUUCUCAUAUUUCCUUAUAUCCGUCAAGCCGCUCGACUCUCGAGAGAAGCUUCUCUUCAAGCUACUUCUCAUCCCACUACUCGUAUUCCCUCUUCAAUUCUUCAUCCUCAUUCCAUCCAUCCCCUGCCUCCCACAAAUAUGAGCACCACCCCAUUGGAAUCGAACAUGUCAAUUGGUAAAGACACUGGAUCUUCAGCUUCACUCUUAAAUACAAUCGUCCAAAGUGAGGAGUCGGGAUUGAUGACUUCCGAUAAUCAACACGAAUCACUGCUACUACAUGGAGCAGGAGGAAGUCAAGAUGAAGCGAAAAAAAGAGGAGAAGGAUCACCCGAGGGAAUGAAUACAACAACAGGAGUAGAUAAACUCAACCAUAGCUCUACCGAGCAAAAAGCUGGACGGGGUGAAGACUCAGGAGGAGAAGAAGAUGCAAUGGGAGCUUUAGAAGGGUUCAAAGCUCUUGGAAUAGCUACCGGGUUGGUAUUCGGUACAGCAGCUUUAGGUAUCUGGGGUACAUCAUAUAUAUUAGGAGUCAACGAUAUGUCAUCGUUCAGUCGGAGGAUGAGAGAAACGUUGGAGACUAACAUGCCUUCUUUAGUUGACAGAGUACAUUCCGUCCCUGAUUCUAAGGAUUUUUUGAUCAUACCGAUGGAAGAUCAAGAUGAAACGGAGGAGUUGAAAGAGAUGAGGGAUUUUUUCGAGGAUAUAGAUAGAGAAUGGGAGUGA
Molecule: messenger RNA, 840 nt
Organism: Tremella mesenterica DSM 1558
Lineage: Eukaryota; Fungi; Basidiomycota; Tremellomycetes; Tremellales; Tremellaceae
Exons: 3
Coding region: 1-840 (279 amino acids)
Source: RefSeq, a predicted model, not a curated record